UAGUACCGGCGCGUCGCUCCGUCACAGCGCACGCGCACUUUCUGAUAUCGUUCUCUGGUAUAAAAGAGUACGCGUCCUUUACGAAGCCCACUCGCACUCCUACCACACCGGGCCAACAGACAAACAAACAAAAUGGCUUACAGACACAGCCAUGACCACGAUGACGAUACAGAUGGUAUUGUAUUGGCCAAAGGCAUUUCCAUGGUGGUGCUUUUCUGUGCCUCCAUGAUAUGUGGUCUAAUACCUCAGAUCAUCGCGAGAAAGUUUCGAUGGCUCUCCGUAGAAGACGCGGGGACGUUCAAGUCUACGAAUCGGGUGGUGAUGACUCUGCUCUCCUUCGGAGGAGGUGUGCUGCUCUCAACGACUUUCAUGCACGUCAUGCCUGAAGUCCAAGAGAACAUUGAAAAUUUGCAAGCGAGGAACAUUCUUCAAGAAUUUGAUUUCUCACUGACUCCCCUAUUGACGUGCUGCGGCUUCUUCAUAAUGUAUCUGAUAGAAGAAUUGGUGCACAUAUACAUCCAUCACAGAGAGAAGAAUAAUGGACAGACAGAUCUACUGGUCAGAAAUUUGAGCGUGCGCAAGAGCCGCUGCACAGAGGGACAUAGUAACGAAGCUAAAAACUCUACUGAAUCCGGAAUUGAAUCACCCGAAAAGAAUAGGGAACAUGAAGCGAACAACCACAAUCACGCAAAGCACCACAGCCACAUGCCUAUACAGGUCGGUGAUGACGUCACAUCAGCGCUUCGAGGUCUGCUCAUUGUUCUAGCUCUUUCUGUUCAUGAGCUCUUCGAAGGCUUAGCCGUUGGCUUGGAGAACAGCACUUCCCAUGUUUGGUACAUGUUGGGCGCCGUUUCUGCACACAAACUUGUCAUCGCAUUCUGUAUUGGUGUAGAACUUAUCGCAACACGUACGAAGACUUGGUUGACAAUUGUGUACAUCACAACGUUCGCAUUUGUUUCGCCCCUCGGUAUCGGCAUUGGCCUGAUCCUGGUAGGAGGGGAAGGAGCCGCUACCCAAGUAGCGUCUGCGGUCCUACAAGGUCUUGCUUCGGGUACACUGGUCUACGUCAUCUUCUUUGAAAUCUGGAAGGGAGAUAGAUCCGGGAUCCUACAGUACAUAGCGUCAUUGUUCGGUUUCUUCCUCAUGUUCGGAUUGCAACUGCUAACUGGUCAUUCACACAGCCAUUCUCACGGCGGCGGCGACGGUGAUCACGGACAUUCGCACGACCGCUAACCGUGCACCACUGCUUCGUCUAUAAAUAAUUUAGCAUAUUAUUUCGUUAUAUAGUCAUAUGAUAAUACCUAUGCUAAAAUUUUACGAAAAUGCCAGUUUAAAGAAUACAAAGCUCAAAAUCACUGUGUUGGUCAUAAAACGAAAACUUAUUAAAAUAAAACAGACGUAGAUCUCCUUAAUUGGAAUCAGUAUUUUUUGUAAAAAGUAUUGAAGGGCUUAUUCAUUGAAAUACAAGUGAGAUUCAUAAAUAAGACACGACUACGGCUGUUUAGUUAAGUAAGUCAUAGGCUAAAAUCUAGUCACGUUUUUAUAAAAAAAAAAAAAA
Bombyx mandarina (wild silkworm) is the source of this 1558-nucleotide messenger RNA. It is a transcript of the gene Zip89B, whose product is annotated as Zinc/iron regulated transporter-related protein 89B. Gene Ontology annotation, cellular component: plasma membrane. The record is from RefSeq and is a predicted model, not a curated record. Gene Ontology annotation, molecular function: zinc ion transmembrane transporter activity. Gene Ontology annotation, biological process: zinc ion transmembrane transport. Lineage: Eukaryota; Metazoa; Arthropoda; Insecta; Lepidoptera; Bombycidae.